Messenger RNA from Heterotrigona itama, 282 nucleotides. NCBI's taxonomy places the organism in Eukaryota, Metazoa, Arthropoda, Insecta, Hymenoptera, Apidae. The record is from the annotation of a GenBank genome assembly.
AUGAACCGUGGCACGAGCAUCAGAGGCUGGCUGAAUUCGAGCGGUUCGAUCGAUCAGCCGGCGUCGCUUCCGCUUUGUUUCGCGCCGAUUAAAAGCGUCACCCUCUUCGCCGGUCCCUCCGGCGGACUUGCUUUUGCAUCGACACCGUCCACAGGACCUGCGAGCGUAGCAGGAUCGACCAAUGUUCCUGACACGCUCCAACCGGUGAUUGCGAUUCACACGCCGCGAUUCGACCGGGAGAUCGAACCGAAAGCCUCCGCGGAUUCGUUUGGUUUGCCGUGA